Messenger RNA from Panicum virgatum (switchgrass), 3373 nucleotides. RefSeq names its product G-type lectin S-receptor-like serine/threonine-protein kinase At4g27290. Gene Ontology annotation, biological process: recognition of pollen; protein phosphorylation. NCBI's taxonomy places the organism in Eukaryota, Viridiplantae, Streptophyta, Magnoliopsida, Poales, Poaceae. Gene Ontology annotation, molecular function: ATP binding; protein serine/threonine kinase activity. The transcript has 8 exons. Bases 385 to 2931 code for a protein of 848 amino acids. The record is from RefSeq and is a predicted model, not a curated record.
CUCCUCCACGCGCGGCCCCCGCAGCUCCUCUCCUCCUCCUCGCGCAACCGCUCCUCCUCCACGGGCGGCGCAGACACGGCCGGCCUGGGCGGCGUGACUGGACGGGCGGCGAAGCACGGCGCGGGAGGUGGGGCGCGGCCUGCCUGGGCGGCGCGGUUGGCCGGGCGCGGACGGCCGGGGCUGCGCGGGCGGCGCGGCGUUGCGGCGGGGGGGCAGCUGCGCGGGCGAGCGGCCGGCGGCGCGUGGAACGCCGGUGGCCCAGCCGGGCUCUAUUUUUUUAAUUGCUAUUAGAACCGGUUGUUCAACCGGCUGUGUUGUGUGCCCCCUUCUAGAACCGGAUGCUUGGCAGUUCUGUGGUAGUUGGCGGCUCUCCACCUCCUCACCAUGGUAUUUGCCAUGCUACUACUCCUUUUCCUCGGAGCCUCCGGUGCCGGCAUUUCGUCGGACACGCUAAACAAAGGAGGCAACAUCACCGAUGGCGAGACGCUGCUCUCCGCCGGUGGUUCAUUUACCCUGGGUUUCUUCUCCCCGUCGACCACGGUGCCAACCAAGAGAUACCUCGGGAUCUGGUUCACGGCGUCUGGCACGGGCGCUGUGUUGUGGGUGGCCAACCGUGACACCCCGCUAAACAGCAGCUCCGGCGUCCUGGUGAUGAGUAGCCGGGUGGGCCUCCGCCUCCUCGACGGCUCUGGCCAGACCGCCUGGUCCUCAAACACGACGGGCGCCUCUGCCUCUUGGGCGGCGCAGCUGCUUGAGUCCGGCAACCUUGUCGUGCGCGAGCAGAGCAGCAACGCCAGCCUGUGGCAGUCAUUCGACCACCCGUCCAACACCUUGCUCCCUGGUAUGAGGUUCGGCAGGAACCUAAAGACCGGCCUGGAGUGGUCCCUCACGUCGUGGCGGUCCAAGGACGACCCGGCGACGGGGGACUACCGUCGGGUCAUGGACACAAGGGGCCUGCCGGACAUCUUCACAUGGCAAGGCAGCGCCAAGAAUUACCGCGCCGGCCCGUGGAACGGUCGCUGGUUCAGCGGCAUCACCGAGAUAGCGUCCUACUCCGGGAUGUUCUCCGUGCAGGUUUUUGUCAGCCCCGACGAGAUCUUCUACGUCGUCACCGCCAUGCCCGGUGCGCCCUUCUCCCGCCUCGUACUGAACGACGACGGAUCGGUGCAGCGUCUGGCGUGGGAUCCGGCCACCCAGAUCUGGAACGUCUGGUUGAGAUCGCCAAGGGACUUCUGCGACAACUACGCCGAGUGCGGCACGUUCGGCCUGUGCAACUCGGCCACCGCGUCCACGCAGUUCUGCCGCUGCAUAGACGGGUUCAGCCCGGCAUCGCCGUCACAGUGGUCCAUGAGGGAGACCUCCGGUGGUUGCCGUCGGCACACGCCACUGGAUUGCAGUAAAGGGACGACAACGGAUGGGUUCAUGGUGUUGGGAGGAGUGAAACUCCCUGACACGGACAACGCGCUGGUGGACAUGAGCGCCACGCUGGCGCAGUGCAGGGCGCGGUGCCUCGCCAACUGCUCCUGCGUGGCGUACGCCCCCGCUGACAUCCGAGGUGGCGGCGGUGGCAGUGGUUGCGUCAUGUGGAUGGAUGACAUCGUGGACGUUCGUUAUGUAGAUAGAGGGCAGGAUCUCUACGUGAGGUUGGCAAAGUCUGAAUUUGCUGCAAGGAAAAAGAGGGGUGUGGUGAAAAUCUUGGCUCCAGUUGUGGCGUCUGUGCUUGCACUCAUGGUCACUGCCAUGUACCUUGUUUGGAUAUGCAAGCUUAGAGACUACACUAAUACGACUUUGCUGCAAGGCCCAAGUCGAAACAAUGGUAGCGGGAAGAAAGUAAUGAUAGGUUUAGAGAGCACGUCAAAUGAACUUGGAGACGAAGAAGAUCUCGAGCUUCCAUUUCUUAGCUUUAGAGAUGUUGUCUCUGCAACAAACAACUUUUCUGAUGGUAACAUGCUUGGAAGAGGAGGCUUCGGCAAGGUUUAUAAGGGUAUGCUGCCCAAUAACAGAGAAGUUGCAAUCAAAAGACUUGGUAAGGGUUCUAGACAAGGGGCAGAGGAAUUCAGAAAUGAAGUUGUUCUAAUUGCCAAACUGCAACACAGAAACCUUGUCAGACUUCUUGGUUACUGCAUUCAAGGAGACGAGAGGCUGCUGAUUUACGAGUAUUUACCAAACAAAAGCUUGGAUUGCUUCAUUUUUGAUCCUGCAAGUAAAAGAGCCCUCGAUUGGCCAACAAGAUUCAAGAUAAUUAAAGGAAUAUCUAGAGGACUUCUUUAUCUCCAACAGGAUUCAAGGUUGACUAUAAUUCACAGAGAUAUCAAAACAAGCAACAUCCUGUUGGACGCAGAUAUGAGCCCAAAUAUAUCAGAUUUUGGUAUGGCAAGAAUCUUUGGUGGAAACCAACAAGAAGCAAAUACUAAUCGAGUUGUUGGGACAUAUGGUUACAUGUCUCCUGAAUAUGCAAUGGACGGCACCUUUUCAAUCAAGUCAGAUACAUAUAGCUUCGGUGUCAUACUCUUGGAGAUUAUAAGUGGUUUAAAGAUCACUUCGACUCAGUUCACCAGCUUCCCUAGCUUAUUAGCUUAUGCAUGGAGCUUAUGGAAAGAUGGUAAGGCAAUUGAUCUCGUGGACUCAUCAUUUGUUGGGACCUGUUCACCAGUUGAAGCUUUGCGAUGUAUCCACAUAGGACUGUUGUGUGUGCAAGACAAUCCAAAUAGUAGGCCACUUAUGUCAUCGGUUGUGUUCAUGUUGGAGAACGAAACCACCACAUUACGUUCAGUUCCAAAGCAGCCCAUGUACUUCUCCAAGUGGUAUUUAGAAGCCCAAGGAACAGGAGAAAAUACAAAUAGCUCCAUGAAUGACGUUAGUAUCUCAGUGUUGGAGGGGCGAGCAUCAACUCGUGUAUCCUUGGCCUUGCUGCUUGUGCUGCCAGGAUGAAGACUGAAGUACAGGAUAAAGCUUACCACUGGAAACCACAUCUCGUGUGGGAAUUCUAUCAAAUACGUUGCAGGCAGCAGAGUUCCGUCCUGGCUCCGUCUUCUUGUUGGCGUCGGAGGUGGAUUUUGAUGGCGCCGUGGACACCCUCCUUGCCAUCGCUGCUGUUCUCCUCCUCCGCUCUUACUCGAGCGGUAUGGGCCGCCGCAGCCGCUGCGUCCGCCAGCACGAGGAGCAGGGAGGCCGCGCGCAGCCUUGUCGCCCUUCCCUCAAUACGCGCUGCCCGAGUCGCCCCUCUGCCUUCGCUCGCUGCUCGCCAGUGCUCUAGACCUCCGGCAAUUGCUCGUGCCAAGGCCGCGCAACCAGGGCUUUACCUCGCUCAAUCCCGGGCGGCGCCGCUCGUCGUGGUGGUUGCGCUGUGGCUAGGCAGAGGAAGGGAGGAGGC